GAAUUUGAAGAGCCAGGUGCAAAUUAGGAAGAGGGUCUUCGACAUGAGAGGUAGGAGGGAUGAUGAGUGAGACUGUGAGAGAAGUGGGAUGUCGAAAGUACUCACUUCAACCAAGCAGCGAAAUCAUUGACGUCACAAAAGGACACCACCCACCACAGGCCCCCUAUCCCACAAGCCACGCGACUUUGAUCUCUCCAGCCAUCAACAAUCAUCCAUUUCUUUUCUUUCCCAGGAAUUGGCAACUCAUCAAUGCGCACCUGCAUCCUCUCCCCCCUUCGAAUCAAGUCCACACUAGUCACCACUACCACCACCACUUACACCCCACGCUUACUACUCUUACCGACCACCACCACCACCACCACCACCAAGAUUACCACUCACCACCCCAUCAACUUCUACCCUCAAGCACGCACAAUGUCCUCCUCUCACUCCAAGACCCAACUCAAAGGAGGCUGCACCUGCAAAACCGUCCAGUACACCCUCACCCUCAACUCGGUGGAAGAUGCUCGGACAACACUUUGUCACUGCAAGUCCUGCAAGCGAGCCUUUGGGACAAAUUACGGACUCACAGCCAAGGUUGCCUUGGAUGCUUUCUCGUACAAUGAAGGGACAGAGACGCUCAAGAAGUACACGCAGCAAAACGGAGUGACGAGGGAGUUUUGCGGGGAGUGUGGGGUUUUUAUUUGCGAGUAUGGUAAAGAAGCAGCCGACAAGUUUCGGUAUGUCAUGUGGGGGUCUCUUGAUGAGCCAGAAAAUAUCCCGCCAAAGGGGGAGUUCUUUUGCAAAGAGAGGGCUUCUUGGAUGCCUGAGAUCAAUGGUGUCUUUCACAAACGCGAGAUCAAGGAGUAAUCGGUCGAUUUCGGUCUGGACCUCUGCACUCGACGUCCAUUGCCGCCAGCUCAAUGAUAUUUUAAUGUCAGUUGCUGCUGCUGUUGCACACUGUUUGAGGCGGCAAGCGGAGGUCUCGGAAAGAAGGGUCUCGGAUUGUCCACAUGAGAAGCAUGCGGGGAUGUUUUUUUUGGGUAUUAUCUCUUAAAAGUGUACGCAAACAGAUGAAGACUCUCGGCUUGCAGAUAGGAUGCUAAUGAGGGUGUAGAAUCCUCACUUCCUCCUGGCUUUGUUGGGUGUCGAAGGGUUCAGACUUCUUCACCUCCAAGCCCGAAAUAACCGAGUUCAUACACCAACUUCCUCUUGGUAUGAAAGCCACAUGUCCCAAGAACAAGAAUAGGGAUCGCGCCAAGAAUGUGUGUCGUCCAAUGUUUUAUAGAACUCGAUGGAAAUUUUGUAGGGCCUGGCGAGACUGGGACUGGCAAGCGCUGAGCCGGAAGCUGGUUGGUGGUGAGUGACGGGACCUCGACUACUGAUUUUGGCUGGCCUCACUUCCAGAAAAGAAGCAGCCUUCUGCAACACACCGCCGCUGCAUGGAUGAGGGCCCUCAACGUGCUUGCUUGUUUGUUGGUGCGGCGGCAAAUUGCCGUGCUUCCGGCUUUUAUCGUCGAAUUCUGCCAUAUUUUGCUGACGAGGCCUAGAGCGGUUUUAUGAUGUAUCUAUUGGUGUAACUUGUAUCUGAUGGGCCAUGAUGGCGGCUGAUCCCGACGGAUUACCACCCCCCAUGGGCCACGCUGCCGGCCGACUUCCUUCAUCUGUUCGUGCCGAAGCGAGCCAUUCUGUGCAAGCUGCCGCCGACCCCAGCCGAAGUGUCAUUGUUUUCUUUUGCCCUGUCAGGCACCCCCCUAUUCACAAGGUGGUUGCUCACCGAGUGUCUUGUUCCCUGCUAUGCUGUCUAUCACUACCAGAUAGGGACAGUAUAUGCGUGAAGAUAGAUGGCCUUAACGAAUCUGUAGGAUUUUCUCAGAAUUCUAUUGGAAGUCAAGUUCAGGAAGUUGUCCUUGACAAAGAUGCGUCCUGCAGGAGGGGUUGCUUUCGUCCACCACACAGUGUUGUCGACUUGCCGCUGUCGAUAGUCCAGUUGAGGACCGCCUUGUGAUUGUGCAGGCCUUGGAAACGAAGGCACCUCAUGAUGCGAGGUGGGGUUCAGAACCCCCUUGAGAUUCACGUUGCGCUCUGCUCCGUAUCCGACUUCACCUCCAUGGGAGGACAGGAUCCGAUGAGGGAGACCGAUGAUGGGAGACCGGAAAAUACUAUAAAAGAGCGCACGCCAUCCCUGAACAACACGUCAACUCUUUUCUUUCCAUCAAGCACUCAAGCCUUCAAUUGUCUUUACCACCUUUCCAACAACAUCAUUACUAACAGUACCUACAUCCUCUCAGUAUCUAUUACCACCGGCCUUGCUGCCCCCGCCCAGACGGACACUGCCCCCGUCCUUGUAGACCACCAGGUCAUCCUUACUCCAGUGGACGUCAACACCUGCGUCAACAGCCUCGUCGGCAUCCCUCUCUUCCAGGCUCUUUGCCUGCUUGGUGCCAUUCCAACUUUGAGCCUCAGCAAUAUCGCAGCCUGCCUUGGCGGUGUCACCAACAUCGCUCCUGUACGUGAAGCCCUUUCUUCGUUGGCCGAUAUUUAGCUCUUUUGUCUCUAACAUUCAACAGCUUUGCGGCUGCGUCGAAUCACUCCCUGCUCUGGGACCCGUUUUGGGCAGCUUUUGCUAAAUGCUCCUCAAACCAAACGGGCCAAGGCUCCGAGCACUGAAGCGCACAAGCCACUGGGAGAACUGUGCAUAAGGGGAACUGUGAAUAGGGAAUGUAUGGGUUGAUGAUCACAUCUUGAGACGAGCCUGAGACCGCUGGUUGGGAUGGAUGGAUGGAUAUAGGAUAUGUCAGAUUUACGGACACUCCUUCUUGAAAUCUUCUUUAUUUCAUUUUGUCAGGAUGAUCAUCACGAGCCACUCAUUACAUAUCAUUAUCACAUAUAAUAAUUUUUGGAAC
Messenger RNA from Podospora bellae-mahoneyi, 2885 nucleotides. RefSeq lists its product as uncharacterized. Bases 250 to 849 code for a protein of 199 amino acids. NCBI's taxonomy places the organism in Eukaryota, Fungi, Ascomycota, Sordariomycetes, Sordariales, Podosporaceae. Gene Ontology annotation, molecular function: carbon-sulfur lyase activity. The transcript has 5 exons. The record is from RefSeq and is a predicted model, not a curated record.